Messenger RNA from Folsomia candida, 2151 nucleotides. RefSeq lists its product as uncharacterized. The record is from RefSeq and is a predicted model, not a curated record. Bases 555 to 1505 code for a protein of 316 amino acids. Lineage: Eukaryota; Metazoa; Arthropoda; Collembola; Entomobryomorpha; Isotomidae. The transcript is spliced from 9 exons.
UUGGUACAUGCAUAUAUCGUUUAGCAUAUGAAUUCGUGAAGAAUUUCUACACCGCAAUUACAUACGUACAUUAUUAGAAUCAUUAUUAAGCGAUAUCAAUAUCGCCUGGAUCUGAGAUCUUUGUAUUUUAAAAUUAAGUCCUCAAAAUAAUGAGUGUGCUCGCUUUUAAACUUAAGUAUUUUCAUUUAAUAAUUUUUGGUCAUUUAUGUAGUUUUUACACGGUUAUUUAAGCUGGAUGACCAUCUCAAUAUUCGAAGCAUACAUACAUGUAUCAAAAUUAUUUAAAAUGUGGUUAACUUAUCAUUUAAUAUGCUUAUUUUCAAUGGUCGAAAAAUCACUAGGUAUGCAGUUUUAUAAUACCCAUAAUUAUCUGAAUAUUCAUUUCAUAUUGUAUUUUUUUAGAAAGUGUGACUUGCCAGUCAAAUUCAAAUGAUCUGAGCUCGUCUAUUUUUGAACGGUUUCAUUCAAACUCAAAAUAUGUCUUUGGAACUAAAGUUUUCGAUUUUGCAAAAGCUACCAGUGACGAUGGAAGAAAAUUGUAUGAUAACAAUGGCAUGGACAUUGCCAUGAUAAAGACAGUUCAUGAUUACAGAGCAAUCGACGAUUUCUUGGCAAAGAAGGACCCAAAAUGUGACAGAACAAAUGUAAUAUAUUUGAUUGGAUCAUAUAAGUUAGUUAAUGAGAGCAUGUUGCUUGACGUCGACGGAACCCGCACUUCAUUUCAGAUGUUCGACUUACUGGAAUUGUUCGAUGAAAAUUCUUUUCAAUCGAAACUUAGUGAUUACGGUUAUAUGGCAGUAUUUUGUGAAAAACGAAAAGCAAAUUUGCUAGGGGUUGAUAUCGGGCAUAUCUUCUCAAAUGUUCCACACCACAACUUUCCUUUGGAGUACUCCAUCAUCUGUGAAUUCAAGCACGGAACCCCAUGUUUCGAUGAAAGCGACGAAACCAAACUGAACAAAGAAACCAAAGAUGAGCUAAAGUAUUUGGGUGAGAGUACAACUAGAGAGUACCGCAUCUGUAGCAUUCAGAAAAACUGGAAAGAUGCUUAUACGAAAUGCACAAAUGAAGAUAUGAAAUUAUUAGACCUGGAAUUUUCAAGGGAUACAGAAACCACUGAUUUAUACAAGUUACUUUCCAAGUUUAUUAUUGAUAAUAAAUUCUAUUCACAAGCAGUGUCGUUUAUAACUUCAGGAAAAUUUUCAAAGUUAUUUAAAGGACCUUCAGCUUCUGGUUUCAACUGGGACUGGGUCGACUCAUCAAAUGAAACCGAUCCAUUGUUAAAUUUUACAGAACGUGGCAGGCCUGGAAAGUGUAUGUCUGUUGGAGCUAUUCAUGAAAACUCGACGAACUUUGUACUUGUCCCGACCAUGUGUCAUGCCAUGCACUGGUGCAUUUGUUUCAAGAAUAAGACUUUCCUGAACGCAAUCAGAGGAAGAUCAUUCACCAAAUAUCACAAGAGUGACCACCACAUCUCACAAGAAAAUGAGGGCUGGGGGGGGCAAUAAUGGCGAGUCAAAUGAAGGAUUUCAGUGGUCAGGCGACAAACCGGAAAGCUUGAAAUACACUACCGUUUCACCCCCAAGUUACGACAUGUCUAAAAAAGCUGACCUAAUAUUACCUCUCUCAAAAUAUGCUUCUAGUCAUACUAAGUCAGAAAUAAGCAAAUUGGCUGAGGAUAAUAAGCUCUCAAUUGCACUAGCAGAUCUGCCUGAUAGGCAAACUUAUUCUCAACUUUCACCCGAGCAAGUUAACACCUUUCAGAACAAUGAAUGCCAAAAUUACGGUGAUUUCUAUUACCAUUCAUCGUACGAAGAUGAUCACAAUUAUCCGUUUUAUGAGGACAAUUACUACGAAGAAGACGAUUAUUAUGAAGAAGACGAUUAUUAUGAUCAGAAAUACUACGACAGGUCUUAUGAAUAUUACGAUGAUGAAAUUUAUGAUGAAUAUGAUGGGCCAUACAGCAAUAUGCCUACUGACAACCUGAGCUACGAGUCAAGCGAAUAUUAAGUCUGGCAAGAUUUUGUACUAAUGUUCAGCAGGAUCGGGGUAAAAUCUCAAUUUAGUUAGCAGCAAAGCAAGUAAAUCUUUACUCUACGUUUUCAUAUUAGAUGGAAUUAAGAUUUUAAUCAUACAUAUACAUAUGCAAGCGAU